AUGCACGACGACGAAGAGGUGGAAGGGGAUCAAACAUUACAAAAUGGAAAGUCCUAUGCCAUGGCCGAAGAAGCAACCGACUACAGCGUCUUCGCAAACCCACCGGACCUUGGGCGCAUGCGCCAAAGACUUUUUGAUCUGGAAGAGCCGAUCGAGGUGACAGUCGCCGAGUUCGAAGCAUACUAUUCAUUUGUUGACAACAUCUGGCGGAAGAUGAGAUCGGGCGAGCAGCCUGACAGCAGUCUGCGCACUGAGUAUUAUGCUUGCAGAUUGCGACGGACCACGACUGCAAAGCCUCACAUCCCUAGACCAACACCAGAAGGCAAGCAAUCGAGAAAGAAGAGGAUUCGAGACGACAAGACCUGUGGGAUGACAAUGAAGGUUGUCUACAACUCCGGACCCGCCAGUACCUGCACCAUAUCCAGAGGCGUUGACAACUUUCAGAAGCAUUCCCAUGAUUUGGACUAUAUCGACUCAACUAAGCGCAAUUCGGGCAUCAUGGACACUGCGCGGCGUGAAGCCACCAGAGGUUUCUUGCCUGCCUCGAUAUACUGGAAAAUGUGGGAGGAGCCCGACAAGAUGCACGCGGCUGGUGGGAAGUGGAUGAAGGUUUCGGAUGUCCGGAAUGUUCAGUAUGCCUGGCGGCAGGAAAACCAGCAAACUGUUUUAAAGGCGCAUACGGGCUUCAACCAGACCAGAGCGCCUCGUCAACGGCCUGCAACUCCACCUAAACCCGCUCAGCCUUCUGUCCAGCCUGGUGUUUUCGGGCGACUGGAACCCAGCAAGCCGGAGAUAGCCCGACCUGAGUUGCCGCCAGUGCAAAUGGAUACCUUGCAAUACCCACAGCAUGCCAGAGGUUUUCUAGAGCAAUACCUACCGGACCCCAAACUUGCCGCAAGUCGAGGCCGCCCACACGUAACCCUUACUUGGGCCAGCGGUCUUGACGGUCGAAUCACCCAGGUACCAGGCGUUCCUACGGCUAUUUCCGGGCCUGAGACGAAAGCAAUGACCCAUUAUCUGCGAAGUUGCCAUGAUGCGAUCUUGAUUGGUGUCACAACGGCGAUCGCAGAUGACCCGGCUCUGAACUGCCGACUUGCCAAUCCCGUAGGAUAUGGAGGAUUGCCCAGGGAAUACCAUCCUCGACCUAUCAUCAUCGAUCCACACGCACGCCUGCAUAUUCGCCCGGAGAUGAAGAUCCUCAAAGCUGCCUCCGAAGGGCGUGGAAAAGGACCAUGGGUUGUGGUGGCACCUGGGGCAAUGUUACAUCCCAUGGCUGUCAGCACAUUGAAGGCGCAUGGGGGCGAAUACCUCAUGAUCAACGACUAUCACCCACAAUCGGGGGGAUUGAAUUGGGAAGGAGUAUUUCAUGUUCUCUUUCGUGAAGGUAUCAAAAGCGUCAUGAUUGAAGGAGGCGGAAUCGUCCUUUCUGAACUGCUGAAAGUGCGCUAUGCACAUGUCAUCGAUUCUGUCAUCAUGACCUUUGCUCCAACCUUCUUCGGCAAGGCAGGAGUACCAGUGUCGCCUGAUCCGACCUUUGACUAUUCUGGCAGACCGAUAGCGACAAGGCUGAAGAAGGUGCGAUGGCAGCCAAUGGGAGAUGCCGAUGUUGUGCUUUGUGGUCAAAUGGUUGUCGACCGCCCUGCUAAUGGCAUCCUGCCCGGCAUCGAAGAAUUUUCUCAAGCGGCGCCAGAGCCUAAUCAACAGCAGAGGCUACCACCACCACCACAAGAGCAGUCGCAGGGGUCGCCGCCUUCGCAGCAACCACCAGUGCAGUAUCCACAACAACCACCUCAACAGCCGCAACCCCCAGUGCAACAGGCGAAUACCCUUGCUCCUCAAGUGCCUGCACCCGGUCCAGGAGCAGCAGCAGGAGCCGCGUCAGAUGCUGGUCACUCUCGAUCACCGACUGCACCUCUUCGAGCUUCGCCUGGCAGCUGA
Exophiala viscosa is the source of this 1938-nucleotide messenger RNA. Its product is annotated as 5-amino-6-uracil reductase. The transcript has a single exon. NCBI's taxonomy places the organism in Eukaryota, Fungi, Ascomycota, Eurotiomycetes, Chaetothyriales, Herpotrichiellaceae. The record is from RefSeq and is a predicted model, not a curated record. Gene Ontology annotation, molecular function: 5-amino-6-(5-phosphoribosylamino)uracil reductase activity. Gene Ontology annotation, biological process: riboflavin biosynthetic process. The coding region runs from base 1 to 1938 and encodes 645 amino acids.